AGAGAGAGAGCGAGAGAGAGAGAGAGAGAGAGAGAGAGAGAGAGAGAGAGAUGGUGAUGAUGAUGAUGAUGGCGUCUCUGUCGGCUCGACUCUCUCAAGCCUCCCUGAAAAACACGUUCUAACAACACCAGCGAAGCGGUGGAGAAAGAAAAGGAGGGAGGAAAAGGGAAAGGGAGGAUGAGAGCAUGACGAAACGGCGUGGCUCUAGACAGACGGACGGACAAAACGCUGACGACUUGACUGACUGACUGACUGACUGACCGUUUUGGCUUCGACACACACACACACACACACACACGCGCGCGCGCCCGCUCGCGCACACGCUCGAGCACAUCCAUAUUCCGGAGAGUAAUUGAGGCGCGAAAAGAAGAAGAAGAAGGAGAAGAAAGACAACCAAAACACCGGAGGUCGGACAUUUUCAUGUCAAGCUCGAACAGCAGUCUCUGUGACCCCAACAGAGAAGAGUGCGACUUUACAGGAUGGGGGUAGUCAGCGAGGGAGAAGACGUUUUAGCACGGUGGAGUGAUGGACUGCUAUACCUGGGCAGCGUCAAAAGAGUAGAUGUCGUCAAGCAGUGCUGCUUGGUCAGAUUUGAGGAUAAUUCGGAGUUUUGGGUCCUCAGGAAAGACAUUCACUCGUUCUCAGCCAGUGGAGAGGAUGUUUGUUGUGUCUGUGACGGGCCACCUCUUAAAGAGCCUCUCAUAAACUGUCUCAAAUGCCGCCACGGUUAUCAUCCGCAGUGCCAUACUCCAACCAUUGAACCCGAGGUUGACAGCAACUCCUGGAUCUGCCGCCAAUGUGUCUUUGCUGUUGCAACCAAGAGAGGGGGAGCCUUAAAACGAGGGCGCUUCGCCCGACUAAUGCAGUUAAUGAAACUGAGGCUGCCCUAUCAGCUGACGUCUUUGGACUGGGAUCCCCAGCACCUGACCAACCAGCAACAGUGCUACUGCUACUGUGCCGGACCUGGAGAGUGGAACUUGAAGAUGUUGCAGUGCGGCAGUUGUGGACAGUGGUUUCAUGAAGCUUGCACCCAGUGCCUGACCAAACCUUUGCUUUAUGGAGACAGGUUUUAUCAGUUCCAGUGUUCGGUUUGUUCAAAUGGCCCAGAGACUAUUCAGAGACUGCCCAUGACCUGGGUAGAUUUGGCCCAUUUAGUGCUGUAUCAUCUGUCUCUGUGCUGCAAGAGGAAAUACUUUGAUUUCGAUCAUGAAAUAAUGUCCUUCACAAAUGAGAACUGGGAUUCUUUGCUGUUGGGCACGUUGUCAGAUACACCCAAGCAAGAUCGCUGCAACAAUCUGCUCAACGCUUUAAAUUCCCACAAAGACAGGUUUGUCUCGGGCAAGGAAAUCAAGAAGAAAAAGUGUCUUUUUGGCCUUCAAGUGCGAGCUCCUCCGCCGCUCUCGUCUGACUCAUCACCUCUCAUCGCUGACCAGCCAGUCAGCAUCACACACCGCAGAAGCCCCCUGUCACUGCCGUGCCAGAGACGAACGGUGGUGCCUGAGUCUCGCAAAUCAAAGCGGCGCAUGGUCGAGACACAGCCCUGUCCUCCAGGAGUUACUGCCAACCCGAUAGAUCUGGUGCCAUGUUGCCAUGGUUAUGUAGGUGGGGCCAACAUCUACAACUCCCGAAAAUCCGAGGAGGAAUUAGCCUUGGGAUCACCUCCCAAGAGAAUGUUUGCCCUGUAUCACCCGUCAUACAAUGGAUCUCAGGGUCUGUCUCGAACUUUGCAUCACUACAGUGCGGAGGACCCUUGUCGGCUUCCAGCCCCCUGUCUGCCCUUCUCACCCCCUCAUUCUGCUGGCCAGAGGUUUGAGCAAUGCCCCUCACUGUUCCUGCGUGAUGUCACUCCCUACCCCAACGGAGUGGGCAUGGAAGGGUCUGCGGCAAGAGGCUGGGGCGGUGGGGAGGCCGUCAGGAUUCUGGCCAGACGCGUCACGCCAGAUGGAAAAGUCCAGUACUUAGUGGAAUGGGGAAACGUGGCGGUUUACUAAAAGAUAGAAAGAAGAGAGUGAAUAUAUAUGAGAGAAAGAUAGAGAGAGCAGGUAAGUGAGAGGAAGAAAGACAGUACAUAAUACUCAACAGUUGGCAAGAAGAGUGAGGAAAGCUGUGUGAACUUGCUGAUUGGGUGGGAUAUAUAUGUAUAUGUGUGUGUGUGUGUGUGUGUGUAUAUAUAUACAUAUAUAUACACACACAUGUGGCUGGACUCGAGUCAAAGCAAACAAAGGAAAAAAAAACAUGAAACAAAUCCAGGUUGAGCUCAACAGCAACUUCACUCUGUGGGAUUAUACUGUUAGAUCUCUUUUCCCCCACAGACGUCUCCUAUAUUUUGAAUACUGUUAGAAAACACCCUUAGAAUGCCUUGAACUUUACUAUCAUGAUUUGUAUUAUAUAUAUACAAUAUAAGCUAUCCAUGGUAAUUAUAUGUUGUUAAUGCACUCAUCAUAGUUCAGGAGGUGAGAAUUUGAAGAAAGGUUUAUCGGGAGGUCAUAAAGUACACCUGUAAUUGUAAUAUUACCUUAACAGGUACGAAAAGCAGCCUUGAGAAAUAAUCCAAGUCGCAUUUAGGCAUUCGUCUUAAUAUGCAAACCUUUUGAUUGAUGAUCUAACAGGAGGUCUGACCAACAAUAUAAUUAGGCAAUAGAGAAAAGUUCGUUUUGCACGUUUGCGGAUCACCUGAUACAAAAAUGUUGAGCACCUUCAUUAUUCAUUUUAUUCAAGUACACCUUCAAGUGCUCACGGUGUCCUUUUUGGGUCAGGUCAUGAUCCAUACUGAGGAAAUUUAAAAUUUCACAUCCUCAAACAUUGACGUUUCACUCAUGAUCUUCAUGUCAGAUUGUAACCCUAUUUAAGACAGAUGAUGCUAACUAAGCUACACUGACACAGAACUUCCAUUCUAACUAGCUGACAUUUUCAUACCUAAUUCUGUUACCAGUUGGUAAGACAUUGUGAAACUUUUUUAAGUUCUUAUAUAUGCCAUCUAACCCAUCAGUAAGUGUGCACAGCAAAAAAAAAAAGGGAAAAAAAGUUGAAGUUAAAGGGAUCAGCUGAAAAA
Pygocentrus nattereri (red-bellied piranha) is the source of this 3052-nucleotide messenger RNA. It is a transcript of the gene phf1, whose product is annotated as PHD finger protein 1. Gene Ontology annotation, cellular component: nucleus. The transcript is spliced from 15 exons. Lineage: Eukaryota; Metazoa; Chordata; Actinopteri; Characiformes; Serrasalmidae. Gene Ontology annotation, biological process: chromatin organization; regulation of DNA-templated transcription. Gene Ontology annotation, molecular function: chromatin binding; DNA binding. The record is from RefSeq and is a predicted model, not a curated record. The coding region runs from base 480 to 1991 and encodes 503 amino acids.